Molecule: messenger RNA, 2862 nt
Organism: Aspergillus pseudotamarii
Lineage: Eukaryota; Fungi; Ascomycota; Eurotiomycetes; Eurotiales; Aspergillaceae
Product: molybdopterin oxidoreductase family protein
Exons: 5
Coding region: 1-2862 (953 amino acids)
Molecular function (GO): oxidoreductase activity; molybdopterin cofactor binding
Source: RefSeq, a predicted model, not a curated record
AUGGCGGCGUCCACGUACGAGUCUCGCGACUCUAUCCAGGAUGCCUACGGUGGCCGCACCCCGUACAAGCAUGAAUGGCCGACGCGACUUGAUAUGCGCGUCCUAGACACGCCGGAUAAAUGGGUACAAAGUGCAUGUGUGUUGUGCAGUAAUGGUUGCGGGCUGGAUAUUGGGGUCAAGGAUGGCCGUGUGGUGGGUAGGGACAAAUGGCUCACUUGGGAUAUUUAUAGCUGGGAGUCCAUCCACCAUCUGGAGAGACUGACGCACCCACUCAUCCGGCGCAAUGGCAAGCUCGAGCGGGCGUCGUGGGACGAAGCUAUGUCGCUGAUUGUGGACAAGGCGAAGGAGAUACGACAGCGGUUGACCAACCAUGGCAUUGGGUUCUAUACCUCUGGUCAACUGUUCUUGGAGGAAUAUUAUGUCCUAGCGAUGAUCGGUAAGGCCGGGUUGAAUACUCUCCAUAUGGAUGGCAACACUCGCUUGUGUACGGCCACUGCGGCGGCCAGUAUGCGUGAGUCCUUUGGUAGUGACGGUCAACCGGGAUCUUAUGGAGAUAUCGACUAUACGGAAUGUUUGUUUAUCGUCGGCCAUAACGUGGCAAAUACACAGACGGUCUUAUGGUCUCGAAUACUAGAUCGCCUCGACGGGGCGUCUCCUCCGAAGCUCAUCGUGGUUGAUCCGCGCCGGUCGGAAACCGCGAAGAAAGCCACGAUUCAUCUGGCACCCAAGAUUGGGACUAAUAUGGCACUGCUUAAUGGUCUACAGCAUCUAUUGUUCAAGAAUGGCUGGAUUAACGAGGAAUUUGUCUCGCAGCACGUGGUGAGGUUGCAGCAGCUUGAGGCUGUAGUCGAGGAAUAUACCCCGGAGUAUGUGAUGCGAAUUACCGGCGUCCCUACGACAUUAUUAGAAGAGGCAGCUAGGAUAAUGGGAACUAGCAGUAGCCUGGUAUCAACUGCUCUGCAAGGAGUUCAUCAAUCUAACCAAGCUACGGCAGCUGCCUGUCAGAUCAACAAUAUCAAUCUGCUGCUUGGACACCUUGGGAAGCCAGGAAGCGGUAUCCUUCAGAUGAAUGGCCAACCGACUGCUCAAAAUAACAGGGAGGCCGGAUGUGAUGGUGAAUAUCCAGGGUUUCGAAAUUUUCAAAACCCGAAGCAUAUGCAGGAGAUCGCGGAUCACUGGAACAUGUUUUGGGUGUCGGGCACGAAUCCACUGGUCAGCCUACCCAAUCUACAUCGUGUCCGAGACCUGUUUACCAAGCCAGACCUCUUCCUUGUCGUACAAGAUAUCUUCCCUACCGAGACAACAGCUGUGGCAGAUGUGGUGCUGCCAGCGGCUCAAUGGGCAGAGAAAACUGGAUGUUUCACCAACGCUGACCAAAACAUGCAUCUCUCGCAGAAGGCCGUCGAGCCACCAGGAGAGGCUAAGGCUGACCUGGACAUCUUCUUGGAUUUCGGGCGGCGGAUGGACUUUGAGAACAAACAUGGAGGGCCUCUGAUCCCUUAUACCACACCGGAAGAAGUCUUCGAUGCAUGGAAAGGGAUGUCAUACGGCCGUCCCUGUGACUGCAGCGAGCUCACAUACGAGAAGCUCACUGGCGGAUCUGGCAUUCAAUGGCCCUGUACUAAGGAGUAUCCGAACGGCAAAGAGCGCCUGUUCACUGAUGGCAAAUUCUUCACCGAUCCAGACUACUGUGAAGACUUCGGGCAUGAUCUCGAGACUGGAGCGCCAUGUACUCGAGCACAAUAUCAAGCCAUGAACCCCGCUGGACGAGCCAUUCUCAAAGCUGCGCACCACAAAGCACCCCUUGAAGCUCCCGAUGAUCAGUUUCCCUUGCUACUUUCGACCGGUCGAAACGUUUUCCACUUCCAUACACGGACCAAGACAGGAAGGGCCAGGCGGCUCCAGCAAGCCGACCCACAGCCAUUUGUUCGCAUAUCUGAAGCGGAUGCGAAAGAUCUCUAUCUCUCGGAGGGAGAAAUGGUUGUAGUGAGAUCCCGGCGUGGCAGUGUAGAGCUCCCGGUGAGAAUUGGGGAGAUCAACGAAGGACAUGUUCUUAUCCCGUUCCACUUCGGCUAUUUUGAUUCAAAAGACCUGCGAGCGCGAGCCGCAAAUGAGCUUACGGUUGACGAGUGGGAUCCUGUUUCCAAACAGCCGAUGUUCAAAUCUGGCGCGGUUCGAAUCGAGAAGUGCAUUCAGAAGGAGGGUGGAAAAGAAACCCACUCCAAGGAAGAACAGACUGCAGCCAUCAGAAGUGUUGAACAGAAGAAGGGACAAGGAGAGAUGUCGGUCGCAAAUGCGCCCAAGAGCCAGGAUCCCGCCGACGAGCGUAUCCGGCGACUGGAACUCUGGCUGGGUGCCACAAACCAGGCUCUGGAAGUCCUCAACGACAUUUAUAAGGAUUUGAUUCCGCGUCUAGUACACGACUUGGAGGUAUACUCAGGACUCGAGAUCAUGCGUCGAAUAACUCUGGGCAUUCUGCGCAAGUUCAAUCCAAUAAUCUCGAGAUACCAUGAGAGUCGCCAGUCCGGCCGGAAGGUUGCUGCAAACCUUCGAGAUAGCCUUUUCCCUGAUGUUGAAGAAGGGAGUGAUGCAUACGAGGCAUUAGUCGCAUUGCAGGCCCUAGACACCUUUCUUACAUACAUUGAAGGGCACCUAACGGCACUGUCGCCAGCAAGCCAGGCGCUGUGGGACGUUGAGUUUGUUGACGCUGUGGAGUUCGCUCAAAAAGGCAUUCAACGACAGAAGGCGUGGGUUACCCAGCAUAUCAAGGUCAAAAGCCCCCAGACUUUGCUCGUUCCAGUGGCAGCACCGGGCGAACUGCAUUCCGAUGAGUCGACUUUGUCGGGGCAUCUACGCUGCUGA